UACUUUUCCUAUAUAUUAAUAAGAAGAUGUGUUUCGAAAAUGUUAGUGGUUUCCCAGAUCUUGAUUCAGGAUACACUCCAAGAAAGAAUUCACAAGAUAAACUUUGUUAGAAUAAAAAAACAUAUUUCCAUCUCACACAGUUGUCUUAUUUUUGAAAAGAAUGAAUUUUAUUAUGGCUAGUUGAUGCUGCAGUUGAUGAAAGACUAUGGUUUUGCUGGUUGAUUGUGGCUUCAUUUCAAGAUAUUUACUUAGCUGCUUUCUUACUAUUUUCAAUGCAUAUUGAAUGGAAAGAGCAAAGCUGCAACUUCCCCUGGUAAAUGUAUUGAGUUUGAGGUAGCAAAAGCAAAUAGCUCUCAAAUUGAACUUGGAGGAAUGGAGUUGAUCUGUUUGUGAAGCAGAGGACCUUUCGGUAUUAAAAGUUGUUGCUGAAUAGGUUGGACAAAUGGCGUUUUUCAGAAACCUCCACCAGAAUCUGAGCCUUCCCUCUGUGUCUUCACUGGUCCACACGCUUAGCAGUGCUGUGGAUGAUCUGACCAGUGCCGUUGGAGAGGUUGGCUACAGUGUAGCUGAUUCAGUAACAGAACAAGUAACAAGCAUGAUAAAUGGCCUUCGUGCAGAAGAUGAAAGCUCCAAAAUACAGAAUGAUAAACCCCUGGAAGGGAGAGAGGAACAUACACCAUCAUUAACUCAUUCUCAGGAAAUUAAUAUGAAAGCGAAGAGAGGUGUUGCAGAACAGAGAGAGACUCAUUCUAAUUUGUUAGAUUUUGUAAAAAAAGAUACAAGUCAAGAUGGAGUAUCCGACCAUGUUGUUGACAAAAACCAGUGCCGGUUAAAAGGCACAGAUAGUAAUAAUCAUUCAAGUGAUACAGAAGUACCUCAGGAUUUGAAGACUGUAGGAGGGCCUUUUAAAAGGGAAGGAGUAGGAGGAAAUGAGUGUUUUGUCAAUGAUAAGUUCUUUAAGGAUAGUAACCUGAAAAGUAAUAAACUUACAAUGGAGCACUCUAUUGAGGAUCAAGACAAUUGCCUGUGUGCAGUAUCAGCUAAAUCUGGGAAUCACUUGCAUAGAAAAAUCAAACCGCAGUCACCUGGAGGUGAUUUUAAGGAUUCUGAAGAAGUGCACAGUAUGAACGUUCCCCAAGAUUUAGAAACAAAACUUGUUGAAGUACAGAAGCAAAAAUUAUCAGAUUCCAGCUUGAAGAAGAUGCACAAUGACCACCCCAAUUGCAUUAAUGAAAUAAAAGAAAAGAAAUCUGAAGCCUUUUUUGACAGAAAAGGAAAAUUCAUAUCAAAGGAUGAAGAAUAUGUGUCAACUACAGUUGCAGAAAUGGGUAAAAAGAAAAACUCAAAGAAAUCAGAAAGAGAGCUAUGUAAUAGGAAGACAGCAGGAAAAGACAACUCUUAUAUGAGUAAAGACCAGCAUGGUUCAUCAUCUGAGAGUGAAGAUGAAGCACUGGGUAAAUAUCAUGAGGCCUUGUCUAGAACCCAGAGUUCCAGGCUGCCAGUGGUGGAUGGCAGACAGCAAAAAAACUAUAUAUGGGAAACCAGACAAAAAUAUAGUCCCCUGUCUGCUGAAUAUGAUGGAUACAGUAGUGAAGCCUCAAUAGAUGAAGCGAACUGCAUUCAGAGGAUGAGAAGAACACCUCCACUAGAUGAACUGCAGCCGCCUCCAUACCAGGAUGAUAGUGGUUCUCCUCAUCUUUCAUGUACGCCUUCUGAAGUCGGAGACAGUAAAUGUGAAUUUUCCCAGUGUAGCAACAGUCCAAGAUGUUCAUAUAAAUGCCCAAGCGAGGGAAGCAUGGGACAUGAAAUAGAAAGCUUUCAUAACAAAGGAUACGAAGAGGAUGUACCAAGUGAUAGCACAGCUGUCCUUAGUCCAGAGGAUAUGUCAGCUCGAGGAUCGUCUUCACAGCUUCCUAAACCUUUUGAUCCUGAGCCAGUAGCUAAAUAUGGCACACUGGAUGUGACUUUUGACUAUGACUCACAGGAACAGAAGCUUUUGGUGACAGUGACAGCUGUCACAGACAUUCCCACAUACAGCAGGACAGGUGGAAGCUCGUGGCAAGUACACCUAGUUCUUCUCCCUAUAAAGAAGCAAAGAGCAAAAACCAGCAUCCAGCGGGGACCGUGCCCUGUCUUCACAGAGACAUUCAAAUUUAAUCACGUUGAGUCUGAGAUGAUUGGGAAUUAUGCAGUUCGCUUUAGACUGUACAGCGUACGUCGCAUGAAAAAAGAGAGGGUUGUGGGAGAAAAGAUUUUUUACUUAACAAAAUUGAAUCUUCAAGGGAAGAUGUCAGUGCCAGUGAUACUGGAACCUUCUUACAGUCUGUCUGGUUGUGACUCUCAAAUGAGCAUGUCAGAAGUGUCCUGCAGUGAAAGUACCUCCUCUUGUCAGUCUCUGGUACAUGGCUCAGCUCCAGAAAUCCUCAUUGGCCUCCUUUAUAAUGCUACAACUGGAAGAUUAUCAGCAGAAGUGAUAAAAGGCAGCCACUUCAAAAACUUGGCAGCAAACAGACCACCCAACGGACUGUUCUGUUGUCUAAAACACUUGAUAGGUGGACAGGUUUAUAUAAUCCGAGAUACCUAUGUUAAGUUAACACUGUUGAACUCGAUGGGGCAAGAGAUGUCCAAAUGCAAAACUUCAAUCCGCCGAGGGCAGCCAAAUCCAGUAUAUAAAGAAACCUUCGUUUUCCAAGUGGCACUGUUUCAGCUUUCAGAUGUGACGCUCAUACUGUCUGUAUAUAAUAAGCGCAGCAUGAAACGAAAAGAGAUGAUAGGGUGGAUUUCCUUAGGUCUCAACAGCUCAGGAGAAGAUGAACUCAAUCACUGGACUGAAAUGAAAGAAUCUAAAGGACAGCAAGUAUGUAGAUGGCAUACUUUACUAGAAUCAUAAUGGACAGUACAAAGUGCAGUCAUGGUUUUAAGGGAGUUUGGUCUCUCAAGAAGAUGAUCAUCCCCAGUCACAAUCAACAGAUUUGUUGUGGAAGUAAAAUAUGAAAAUUGAGGUCAACAUUCCAUCGUAAAGAACGCACAACAUGCAAAAUGACGGGAUUUAAUAUAUAAUCUUCACUUAGUGUCAGACACUUCCUUAGUGUCAGAGAAGCCUUGCUGUACACAGAUAUGUUAGCGGUCUCUCCCCCAUCCACCUGAUGCUGUAUUUGUUUGGGUUUGUUUUGUGGUUUUCAAUUUAGAAACAUUUUAUGUAAGGUUCUCCAAAUUAAUGUAAGCUCCUCCUUGUGUACUUUUUGUAUUGCUCUAAUACUGUAGCUUCUGACCUGCCUGCAUUCAGAUUAAAGGUCAAUAAUUUGCACUUUGAGAAAAAGUUAAUGAUCUGUAGAGCAAAAGAAAAAAAAAAAACCACCAGUGGAGAACACUUAGUAAUAUAGCUAAUAUGUAUAUACUGUUGUUUUACACUGAGUUUCUUUCCAGGAGCCUAGUACAAGUAAGUUUUCAUUUUUUGAUAUGCAGUUGGUUUCAAAAAUACUAGCAUUUGGGCAUCGGGUGAACCUUGACAUCAAACUAAUGUUUCUUCAAUCUGUGACAGGAACGAGCUCUAUAUAUGGCAUAAAUUGGGUUUUUCCCUCUUGCCUGUACUUCUGCCUAAUCCAAAGAGACCAGAUCAUUAGUUUGGUCCCUUCCAAAUCUCCUUAGACAGGUUGUACUGUAGAACUAUGUAACUUUCUGUUGAAAGCACUUCCUGUAUUCAUGUAUUCCAAUGUAGGAAGCUCAUAGAGCACGACUUUACUAAAAUAUAUUUUCAUUAAACAAAUUGAUACGAAUUUCUUUAAGACAUCAGCAGUUGGAAGUUAGGUUGAAAGACUGUGAAGGAAGUGGAAGCAGUUGAACUACUCCAAAUGGAUGUGAAAUACUGUGGCUUUGGUUGAAAUAGAUAUCUGUUUGAGUCUCUUCUGAGUUGUUUUAGGGAUUACCAUAUGCUGUUGUUUGGAAGUAGAGAGCAGACCAGGAGUUUUUACCCUUCUUCUUGCAGAAGAGAACAUCAGUAAGUUAUUUUUCUAGUGAUUUGCCAGCAAUUGAAUGUUCACACCCAAAAUAGAAGUUUGCUUUGCUUACAUUCAAGUUGGGAAACACAGCUUCCUAACGACACAAUUGAGAAGCCACAGUAUCACAAGAAAGUUUGCCAUCAGAUAAACAUUCAUGGCUUCCACCGAAAUUAAGGAAAUAUCUGUGCUUCUGAGAUUCCUAUUUGUCCCAAAUACUUUAACCGGAAUCGCGCUAGUUUACUGACUGCUGAAUCUAAUUCAUAUUACCGAAAUUGUGGAUUAUUGAGUAAACAUAUUUUUGAAAAGCUUCCUAAUUCAAAUAUCCUUUUUGCCUCUAAUUAUAAGUUUCAUUUACUUUUAAUUGUUGCUGUAUGGAAAGCAAGCGGUUUUUUUCUUACAAAUGAUUGUGAUGUCUUACUAAUAUAGGACUUCACUGACUGUUGUAUCACUUGGUGGGUAGAAUAGUGACGUUUUGGGUUUUGUUGAGAGAAUUUGUGGUAGUCUAGAGCAUUCUCAUUAGGACAAAUGUUUUUCUCUUGAAUUUAUUUAUAAUACCUGUGAACAAUCCUGGCUUUAGGGUAUACAGACAGUCAAGUACAGUGAGAUUGGAGACAGUGAGUAUGCUAUAAUAAAGGUAUUUCACAUGGUUCUCAAAUUCUCACACUAUUUAACAAUUCCAUUAAGUCCUUUUUAAAUGAUAUUGUAAUUCCACUUCUUGGUUUAUUUGGUGUCAUUUGAGGGGUUUAUUUGCAGAGCCAGGCUUUCAGUUUUUAUUGAUUUAAAGAUUUAAAAUGUUAUUACAGGCCUUUUUUUUUUUUUUUUUUCUGGUAUUGCACUGCUGCUUCACUUACAGAAGCUUUAUUUACUAAAUACAAAUUAUACAAAAACUUUCUUUAAACAGGAAUGGUCUUGCAGUAAUACAAUACAGGUUGUCUCUUUCAGUCCUUUUUGUUGUGAAAUGUAAUGUUGAGUGUAGAAUUUAAUAAAAAAAUCAACAUUAAUUUUAUAUGCCUAAGGAAAAUGCUCAGAUUUUCCCAAUCCUUUCAGCUUUCCAUAUAAUAGAAACACUGACUUAGAAGCUGUUCAAAAGCAAUUUUUCAAUGGAUGUGGAAGUGUUUUUACUCAUUCUGUUUGCAGAUAUUUGGAUGCUCUUUCCUAAAGCUGAAAGUUUUCUCUUGACAGUUGUCUCUUUGUACAGGUUUUGCUUUAUAAAAUAAGGUACAGUAUUUAACAGCAAGAACUGAGCAAAUUAAUUCCUGUGGAGAAUAUACUUAACAUCACCAUCGAACAGAUGAAGAAGUCAGUUUGGAAGGUGCAGCAAAUAACCUCUUACAGAACCAAACUAAACUAAACUGUGUCAUGACUUGGGUUUCUGUUUGUAGGUUCCAUUGCUUCAGUUUUACAUCAAACUAUUCAGAUUUCUAAGACACUGAAAUCUUAAUUUAGACACAGCAGAGUUUUAUAGUAGUCUGUGUUGGGCACAUUUGGGAAGAGGAAUCUCUUUCUAGAUCAUGUGACUUUUCCCAAGGUGUCCAGGUCCAGUUUGUGCUUCACAGAAGCAGGUUUGGCUUACUUGGUUUUGUACUGUAAAAAGGGUGGGAACUGAAUGUAUAAAGAAUGGAAAUGAAUGUGUAAUUUUGAGGCAGUAGAAUAUGGAUUUGCCAUGCAAAACCAGUCACACCAAUAAUUGGAUUCACCCUGGGAUUUUUAUGAAUUAGUUGUAGUAUCAAUAGCUGUCAUGUUGUUUUUUCUUCCUAGAUCCCAUUCUUAUGAUUUGUUUGUAAUUUUGUUUUUUCUUAUUGCUUUAUGCAAACCUUUACUUUUGUAUUUGAAAUCUGCCUUUAGUUGCUGGGGUUUUUUAAACCCUGCAUAAGGGCUUAUACACACAGUGUGGUUUUGUGCAUUCAGUUAGGUCUUAAGCAUGGAACAGAAUUUCUAAAGAACAAAGUAUUGGAAACAAAUUAGAGGCAUUUGUAUUUUCCUCAGAGUUGUCUGUGGGUUUUUUUAUAGCUUUUUGUGUUUACCUUUGUUCAAAAGUACAGUAAGUACUUGUAAGAGUUUAUCAAAUUACUUUUCUGUGUGCCAAUAUACCAUGUAGAGAUUACAGUUCUUGAACUGAAUCUGUUUCCUGUCAGUGUAGCCUUAAAUAAUUAUAGAACAGUGAAGUUCUUACAGAUUCUAUUCUUGAAAAUAUUGCAUCCUUUCUGCAUAUGAUCUGUUUGUUUUAAUAUUUAGAACAUUCCACAUAGGUCUUCUUGAAGUAUUAUAAAUAUGAAAAAGUUGGUUAGUUCCUUUCUGUGGUAAGGGCAAGAUGGUGAAGAGCAGUACAGACAAGCAUGAAAUCACUGCACAUAAGGAUGAGGGGUGGUACAGCACCUGCAGGACAUUGCUGCCUCCCACAUGCAUGGAGGCAAGGAGUCAGCACAGCCACGCUUCUGUUCCCUGUUCAGCCAGGUGGCACAAGGAAGGAGGAUAAUACUGGUAAGAUGCAAAGCUUGGUCCCCGUGGUGCUGCCUCAUGCUCAGGACUUAAGACAUCCAUGUCAUAACCACACUGCGAGGUCUGGCUGCAAAGGCAGAAGUUAGGCAAGGUGUAAGAUCUGCUCCUGGAGAAAUAUGACGUAAUUUCUAAAUCUGAUUCAGAUCCUCUAACCUCAUUAGUAAUUAGAUUUCGAAAUACGGUGAGCCCUUGGGAUGAAUAUAUAUGGUCUUAUGGGAGCUGAACAUUGUUUAUCAAUUAAGAGAAUACUUGAGCUGAAAACAGAUUUUAUGGCAUUUACUGUAGGAGAUAUUUUCACCUGUAAAUUUUUGCAACCAUUCCCAAAGGCACAUGCAGUGCCAGCAUCAGUACCUUCCCAUUUUUCAUACCUUUGGAGCAAUUUUUUUUGUUGUCUAAAAUUUGUGUUUGUGUUACUGAUUUAUUCUCUCUUUUCUCUAACUUGCUCCUGCAAACUCCCCAGCACCCUGAGAAGCUGUCUGUGGCAGUCUCUGGACCUUAGAAGUCACGGGCACUGUGUACCUGUUACAGUAAGGUACUGGUGCAAAAUUUCUGGGACCUGUCCAACUCCCUAAGAGUUCUGAAAUGCAAACCAUCAGUAUUAAUGUAGUGAAGCAGAAGAAGAAAACUUUUUUCUUUGAAGGAGACAUUUUCAUGUAGGAAUUGAAUACAGAUCACUAUUACACAUACAAGUUCUAACAAAAAGUCUGCGGUAAAAUCAAAGAAAGAGGUUUGAGGGGAAGCCUUUUGGCCUGAGCUGUUCCAACUUGAAACUAACAGCAGAAUGCCCUUUCAUUUAACUGAGAGUUGUAUUGAGCCCUUUACUUACUCAUCACACUUUUCUGGAGGGAAAAAAAGCUGUCCUGUUUAAAGCAGUCUUUAAAAUUAUGGCUUGUCACUUGUAGGGCAGGCUGACUUCCUCCUGAAGCUGAAUUCUCAGUAACAGCUAAACAUCCACUUCAUUCUCCCACUGAUGUGCAUGUCUGCUUGCCAUUAAUGUUAAUGAGAGGAGCCCAUGGGCAUCGACAGGAGAGUAGGCCUGAUCCUGAAAGUAUGAAGUGCAAUAGGAUCAGUAGGUUGGAGCAGUGGUACAGCAUGGCACCGGCAACACAAUCAAAUGUGAUUUCAAUUAUGAAUGGAGGUAAAAAACCAAAUAUCCGGAUACUGUCACAAACUUGUUAUUUAAUCAUCUCUUAUUUCCAUUUCUUCUUUUCCUCAGCUUCUGAAAUAUUUUUUAAACUUAAUAUUAAAAAUGUUAAAGCAAUCCCCACACAUCUUGAUCAUUUUAACUGGAACAUUCAGCAAAGUUUAUUGUUAGAAUGAGCCAUCAAGAAUGUUCUGUAUUUUUGGUCUGUUUAACUCAACAGCCAGAUUUGUAGUGCAUCACAGCUGGAUUUCAGACUACUUUGUUCUGAUGGUAGUUUUUGAGGGGAAAGUCACAGGAGCGUUUGCUUGUCAGUGAAUCAACGCCUGAUGAAGAGAUGUCAUCUGAGAGUGAGAGCAUUAAAACAAGAGACGGCUUCAUGCAGUAGCAGCGACAGUGACUCAGAUUCCACUCUUGGAGCCUUGCGGCCCUCAGAGGGCCCUACUCAGAGAAACUGUGACAUCUGAAUUGUGGGAGUUUAUACGUUCAAAGCAGCACCGGUCUGUGUGGGCAUUCUGUGGCUUCCAACCUAGUGUAUUUUACAGAUGUAAGCAGGGCAGACGGUGUUUAUUUGCCGAGUGUGAGUAGGGCGAGUACCAUCUGCCCCACAGUGACACAGAUUAGUUUAGCCUUAAGAACUUAUCACUGCCCCUCCUUAAGUUCAAACAGGAUUUCUUCCUUUCUGCAGACUAUGCAGAAAUCUUACGUGUCCAACGUAUCUGCUUAUAUUAUGCCUCCCUGAAUAUGGAAUUACAAUUAUAUUAAUGCUAGCAAGCUUAAUUAAUUCAAAUGUAACAUGGUGUGACUGAAUUAAUAAAUUGGUCUGAUACACCCUGGAUCAGGUUUUGCUGUGCAGGCUUAUGCUGGUAUAAUAUAGAAAUCACAUCCUUAUGCAGAGGAAUGUGCCAGGAGUCAGGAAAGUGGGUAGUAUUGCUCCUGUAGGAAUGAAGACCAGGAAACAGCUAUGCCCAGAAAAUAGUCAGGGCUAGCCUAAUAGCAAGAAGAAUUAAUUCACUUCCUUGGAAGCACCUACUGGUUGAGCUGGCAUAAAGCCUCCAAAAGCUGCCUGUCUCUGAGGACCCUACUCAGGAGAGCAGAAGCAGUAAUACCAUACCACUGAAGGAAUACCUCAUGGACAUUCAGAGAUGUAACUGAUGUCAUCCUUUUUCUCUUAUAUCUGAGGACAAGAGUUUUGCCCAUUCUAUCAAGUUAAUUUUUUUCCUGUGUUUUGCAAAUCCUGUGGACGUUCGCUGCAUGCCGAGGGUCUAAAGUGGAUUGCUUCAGAACUUUUGGUUCAUUUCCAAAGCAUGAGUUUGAAUGAAUUUACAGAAUUAACCAGAAGCAUUAUAGCUCUGAGAUGUAAUCUCUAGGCUAUAGUGCAAGCAAGGGGCAGGGCUUUGAACAAGUUUUGAUAGUAAAUUUUGCAAAUGGCUUACUAUGACAUUUUAAGAAAAUUUCUAAGCAGUUGAAUGUAUUAGGGAAUAUUUACAGAAAAGGAUAUAGAGCAAUGAUCUUUUUUUUUACUAUACAGCUAGUUUGCUGUCCUUUCCAGCAAACCACAAGGUUCAUUAGUGCUCAGUACUGUUUCAUUUAUGGUAACUUUUUAAUGUGAUUUUCAUGACAAAGCGUAACUAGUGAAACCUUUUAUUCAAUUUUUCCCUUUCUUUGCUUUUUUUAAGGAGAGAUUUCUCCUUCUAUAGUAUAUAUACUUUCUUACAGAGCUUUCUUACCUAUUUUUAUAUAAGAUUAUUUAACAAUGUAAAAUUAAAUGCUCUAUGAGCAAGCUAUAUCACUGUUACACAAUCUAAAGUGCUAAUACAAUGACUAAGGGCCUGAACCUACUGCCUUUUACCCAGGUCCUGGUUUAACCACACAUCUUUCAUGUUGUGUAGUACCUUUCCCUAUAAGCAAUUCCAUCUAUUUCUCCAGGAUGACUCAGAGAUAGGCACUAUUAACAUGAAUAACAGUGGUAAAACUGAGCCUCCUCUCCAUCCUUAGUGGGACAUCUGUCAUGAGUAAAGGCUGCUAGCUCUGUCCCAAAAGUAUAGUUAUAGAUUAUAGUUCCCUUGAUCAUCAGUAAUUUUGAACUUGUUUUCUGGUGACUAUAAGCUAAUAACUGAUCUUAGUGAAUACAGCUAUUGAAUUGCGCUGUUAUCAGCAAGAUUAUUAAAAUGUGUUUCACAUUUUAAUUCAUUCUUUCAUUGGGAUAUAAGAAACUGGAUUUGUGAAGCAUGAUAUUGCAUAGAGAUAGCACACAUUCACCACAUUUUUAAAAAGUAUGAAAUAUACAGUAUGUAGCAUUUUCUUGCAUACUUUUAUACUGCCUGUAUGCCACCGAUGCAGUCGGUGCCUUCUUUCUUUUGUAUAAAACUAACGUAGAGAAACUAAAGUUAUGGUGUGUAAGCAAUGUCACUGCAACUGGAGAGAUGUCUUAACCUGAUUAUUCCUAGUACAGGAGGUUUCAAAUGGCAGUUCAGUUUAACACAAUGCAUUUCUUUGAAUUUUAAGUUUUCCCCUUUCCUUCCUCACCCCCUUUCCAGGAAACCUCCUCAUACGACUGUUUAUUCUUAAUUGAUUCCUGUGUCUGAUGUAAGUCACAUGGUGUUAACCAAAGAACCAAGUCUGUUUCUAAUUCUUUGGACAAAUAAUGUUUGGACUUGCUAUUACUUAAAGACAGAAAUGAUGUGCUGGAUCUCUUUGAAUAAAUACAAAAUAGGCUUCUGUAAAUGUGACUCACAGCCGAGAACUCAAGAUACCUCUUUUCUGACUGGUUGUGUAUUGUUGUUAUCAGUAGCAAAGUGUUUGAGUUGUAUUUCUUUGUGCAUUUUAAUCAAAAUCCCAUCACAAGCAAAAAUAUGGCAGUGCUGUCCAGUUAGCUUGUUUUACCCAUUUUAUACCUAUAUCUGAAGUGUGCAACUUUGGGAACAGAUUUGGCUUUUCUGUGUCUGAAGUUCUGAUAUUAUAUAAUAACUGUCUAGUGUAUGCUGGUCUUACAGAAACCGACUCAUGCUGCAUUGUAUGUACAUUUCCUACCAGUAUCCCUUCAUUGUGUAAUUUAUGUAACAUAACACAGUUUUCAACUACUGUUCCAACUUGAAAUUCCUUAAAUUUCAGUGCAUGUAUAGCCUUAAACAUUUAAGACACCAAGCACAGUUUUAAUGGGAAUAGGUUAUAUUUGCAAGUCCUGUUUGGCGCAGAACUCAGAGAAUUAUUUUUAUAUAUCAAUCAAAGAUUGUAGAAAAUGGCUAUAUUGCAGUCAUGUUAUCAACCAUGCUCCUAAUUAUAUGCAUUUUAAAAAAAGCAUUUUUACUAAAGUUUUUAGAGGUGAAAUAUCAGUGCUCAUUUCCUUUCUUGAAUUUGCUUAUUUUGUUUUCAUACUCUCAUUUCUGUACAGAACCUUGGAGCCCCUAAGUCAUGUCCGUGACUGAAUUUACCCCUAUUUUCAGAAUUCCUUGAGCUGCUUUUCUUUUCUCUACAUUUUUAAGUUGAAUAAGCAGUAAUUAAAAUUCUCUAAAAUUUUUUUUUACAUUUUGACAGUAACAUAAUUAGAGAAAAUGACUGUUUGCAACUGUUUAUGCAGCUUAUUAAAGUCUUAGGACUUUGAAACUGUCAUUAUAAUCCAGAUGAAGACAUAUGUUUCAUGGCAUUUCAGUCCACAGCAGGUGAAGACGGGAGUUCUGGCGAUGAAUGUGCAGAUCUGCAUAUUGGGUGUCAGAUUGUAAAUCCCCAGAGGGUUUAUAAUUAAGUGUCACAUUGUAUCUACAGUAUCUCCAGUUGUGUGUUGUCAGAUACUUAUUUUGUUUUCUUUAUUAUUACCUAGCAAAAACCUACUUUUAUCAUUUUGUGCUACUGUAUAUUAAUCUUGAGGGUUUCCAGAAUGCAAGGUUAGUUGUCAGUUCUCUUUUUGUAAAAAAAGCUGGACUUCCAGCAUACGCAUCCCAUUACACAUCCCCUGAUUUUGGGGAGAGGCAGAAUGCCACCAGCUGUUUUUAGUUAUAUUUACCUGUACAGCACGGGUAACUAUAAUCCCAUGUUAGUUUGCUUAAAACAUGCUAUAGUAUGUUUUCAAAUCAUGGAUCUGUCACAACAUUAAAAUAGUCAUUUUGCAUAUCUGAAGCUUUGCAGCUGUGGAUUUGUAUUUUGUUUGCUCUAUUUGUAUUAAUUACUCUGUGAAAUGUAUUUUUGUCAGUUUGAGGACUGGAAUGGGUAUCCUUUGGUUAUUUCAAAGUAUUUUCUGUACAUGGAAUCAGCUUUUUGCAUGUGAAUUUAAUUGCUGGAAAGUACUCAAAAAAACGGAAAAAUCACUUUUAAAACCAGUUGUUGUCACUUUACUUUGGAAUUCAUUAGAUCGUAAACAAAUGUAAUAGACUUCACUGUUUAGAAGAUAGUAACGCUUGGUCAACCAUUUGAACUGCUGUCUGUGUUAAAAAGAAAAACUUUUUUAUCUUGGCAAGCUAACUAAUCCUAGCCCUUGCACACUUUUUGGCUCUGUUUCCAAAUUUCCUAAGUUUCCCCAGUUCUCUUUCUUGUUCCUCACAGUCUUUGUUGAUGUCAUGAAUCUUCUACUUAGAGAAUUUUAAAUUAACCAGUGUGAUAAUGUUCUGACAAAUAUGAUGUGUAUACAGGCAAAUAAAGACACACUCAGGUGA
Aquila chrysaetos chrysaetos is the source of this 12287-nucleotide messenger RNA. It is a transcript of the gene SYT14, whose product is annotated as synaptotagmin 14. The record is from RefSeq and is a predicted model, not a curated record. NCBI's taxonomy places the organism in Eukaryota, Metazoa, Chordata, Aves, Accipitriformes, Accipitridae. The coding region runs from base 443 to 2890 and encodes 815 amino acids. The transcript is spliced from 8 exons.